Postia placenta MAD-698-R-SB12 is the source of this 1844-nucleotide messenger RNA. RefSeq lists its product as hypothetical. Gene Ontology annotation, cellular component: cytoplasm. Lineage: Eukaryota; Fungi; Basidiomycota; Agaricomycetes; Polyporales; Adustoporiaceae. The record is from RefSeq and is a predicted model, not a curated record. The transcript is spliced from 8 exons. Bases 1 to 1743 code for a protein of 580 amino acids.
AUGGGAAACCGUGAGUCCACCGCGGGCACCGCCCAGCUCGACGAAAACGGCCCCCCGGACUACUAUGCCCUGCUCGAGGUCGACGAGUCUGCCGCCGCAGACGAAAUAAAACGCUCUUUUCGCAGACUCGCUCUCAUCCACCACCCGGACAAGAACCACGAAGAUAUAGAGGGCGCCACACAGCGCUUCGCUACACUCCAACAGGCAUACGAGGUCCUCAGCGAUGAUCAAGAGAGGGCGUGGUAUGACAGCCACAGAGCUUCCCUAAUACCCGAACCCGACGCGCAGACCGUCUUCGACGACAUCAAGCGUGGCGCUCCGCCGCCCCGGGCCCGCGAUCGUGGUCUGACCGUCCGGCACCUCGCCCAAUUCUUCGACCCGGCCAUCUACAAAGGGUUCGACGACGGCGAAAAUAGCUUCUUCACGAUUUACCGCAAUCUGUUCUCCCGCCUGGCACACGAUGAAUCCCAGUAUGUCGAUGUCCCAUACCCGUCGCUCGGGCACCCCACGUCGCCGUGGGUGCCCGCAUCCAAGGACGAAAAGGACGCAGCCGCGCGGACAUUCUACACUUUCUGGCUCAACUUCGCCACGAACAAGGACUUCCACUGGGAGGACGGCUGGGACGUCUCCCAGGCCCCAGACCGCCGCGUCCGCAGGCUGAUGGAGCGGGACAACAAGAAGGCGCGCGAGGACGCCCGCAGGGAGUACAACGACACGGUCAGGUCGCUCGCCACGUUCGUCCGCAAGCGCGACCCCCGCUACAAAGCGCACCUCGCGCGCCAGGCGCAGUCGCCCCCGCCCCCGCCCCCGCCGUCCGCCCCCGCCAGCGGCGCGCGCACCCCCGCGCACGCGGAGACGUUCGUCGCGCAGGACUGGCAGCAGGCCGCGGUGCUGCCCGACGCGGCGGACCUCGAGUGGGCCGCCGCGGAGGGCACCGCGGAGGAGUGGGAAUGCGUCGCGUGCGGGAAGCGCUUCCGCAGCGAGGCCGCGUGGGACAGCCACGAGCGGAGCAAGAAGCACAUGCGCGCGGUGGACGCGCUUCGGCAGCAGAUGCGGGAGGACGAGGAGGAGCUCGGGCUGGGUGGGGAGGAGAAGCUCGGGCUGAGCGGGGAGGCGGAGGCAGAGGCGGUGGCGGCGGAGGAGGGGGAGGACGCGGAUAGCGGCGGAGAGGGAUCGGUACGUGAUGGGCAAGAGGAGGAGCCGCCGCGCUCGUCGAGUCCGCCCGGUGACCAGCCGGAAGACGAACACGCCACUCAGCCGAGCACCGUCGAGCCCGAAGACGACGAGGGUGUGGUGGACGAACCGCGGCGAAAACGGAAACAAGGGAAAAAGAAAUCAAGGGCAGCCUCUCCGGACGUCGUGCCCAAGUCUCGGGGAAGGACCGGGCGGAAGGACGUAGUCGAUGGCGAUGAAGAGCCGCAGGCUCAACAAUCGGUCGCGAAUGGCAAACCGGCCGAGCCUGCAGCGGACGAUGCGGGACGUCCCCCCGACGCUGGUGUGGGUAGUCCUGGCCCAGCUCAGCCCGAGAUGUCGAAGCGGGAGAAGAGGCGAGCGCGAGAGGCUGCGAAACAAGCGAAGGGAGAGACUGUCGGUGCGAAAUUGCUUUGCAAUGUAUGCAACACCGAGUUUGAGAGCCGGACGAAGCUAUUCGCCCAUAUCAAAUCAACUGGGCAUGCGCUUGCCACCCCCGAUGAUGACAGAACGGGAGGCGGAGGUAAGAAGGGCAAGAAAGGCAAGAAAUGACAUUUUACAAUCUCUAGUUCUCUGUCGCAUAGAUCACACUGCGAUUUUUUAUAACUGAGAUGAUGAGGAGAGCACUACCAGAAGAAAACAGAUUAUACACU